AUGAGUUUUUCAGAUCUGCCGUUGGAGCUCGUCCAACGGAUCUGCGACUACUAUGUCACCGAGUUCCGUGAAGCGCCUAUGGAUGACGAGCGCUUUCACUGUUGGCCUGGCGAUCUACGAACGAUAUGUAGGAAAUUUGACAACGCCAUUCAGCCACUAAUAUUCGAAAGAAUUACGUUCAACUUUCGGGCGGAGCAAUUCUAUGGGAUUGAGACCCAGGUGAAAGAUCUUGCCAGCUCCCAAUGCCCAGCUCAUUUAUUUACGAAAUGUCUUCACAUCUAUGCCCUCCGGGAUCUCCGGUUUACGCCUGACACGUUCCAUGGAAGCGGCCAGCUCGGCUCUUCGUUGACAUCGCCCUGUUUCGAGGAGUUGCUCACAAAAGCCAUAAGGAACCUUAAAAAUUUGCGAAGUCUGUUUUGGCGCAUUUGGGACGAGUACCCAGUUCCUUUGGUCAUCGAUGCACUCCUCUCGCUUGAAUCUCUUACGAGUGUCAGUAUCAGAUAUCCUGACCUUCAUCUCUCCGGCUUCCCAACAUUUUCUUUUUCAAACCUCACCCACUUUUCUUUAUCGGUUGGAAGUCCAAACUACCCCGGGGCGCGCACUGAGCCGGACACCAUUAUUGAACAAAGGGAUUCGUUGCUGCGACAACUCGAAGAUCUUGUGCUCAGGAGUCCUAACCUCGCCCGCCUCUCUGUAUCACUGGAUGAACGGUUUUGGCACCCUGUUACAACAUUCCUAUUGACCGGAACUCUCGAGUCGGCUACUCAACUCGAAAUCCUCAAGCUACGCGGAGUCCAGAUCUCAUCGGCCAACCCCAUAAACACUCACAAGCUUUCCACCUUGACUAUAACAUCGUGUGGGGCACCAUCGUAUACAGCUCUCUUGGAUCAACUAAUGGAUACCAAUGUUCAUCUGCGAGUUUUGAAAUGCGGAAUGGUCACUAAAGCUUUGAUCAAUUAUAUAAAUUCAUAUUCAGGCGUCGAGAAGUUGUCUUUGGAGCUAGCGGAAAUUUUCUAUGACGAUGAAGACGGUGACGAAGCGGGGGAUCAGGAGACUUUACCCACCCCUGGGGUUUCAACCUCUGGUGUAAGAACCCCGAAUGGACGGCUUUCGGGUAAAUUUGGAUCGAUCCUUCAGAAACACCAGGAUACUCUGGCAGAACUUUCAGUCAGGGUUCCCUACGGAGGCCCAUGGUGCGUUACGAACCAAUGGGCAGACGCUUUAGUCUCCUGUGUGAAGCUUGUUUAUCUUGGAAUCACACUUCCCUCUGAACGUUUGUGCGAUUUUUCGCAGGAUGACGAUACCACCAUCGGUGUUGUACAUGUCAAGAACAUUAUUACUACGUGUUCAACCCAUCUGAGAGCGCUCAAGCAUCUCAGAAUAUUUUCCUCCAACGUUCCUGGUUUUCGUGACCGUUAUCGGCGUCGUCGUGUGUCAGCGCAAAUCGAAGAUAUGAUAUCCCGCACUAUAUGCGAACUGGAGAUACCGGACCCAGCAGUGUACUCAUUUCAAAUUCGGAAAGGAUGUAGGGUUUACGAAGUCCAGAAGGGUGACGAAGCGGUUUAUCGGUACUGUGAAAGGAGACUGGAUCCACAGCUGGUCUCCAAUCAAUCAGAUUCUGAGUCUGAUUAUGAUCUAUAA
Messenger RNA from Laccaria bicolor S238N-H82, 1641 nucleotides. RefSeq lists its product as uncharacterized. The transcript has 4 exons. The record is from RefSeq and is a predicted model, not a curated record. Lineage: Eukaryota; Fungi; Basidiomycota; Agaricomycetes; Agaricales; Hydnangiaceae. The coding region runs from base 1 to 1641 and encodes 546 amino acids.